CUGCAACCACUUCAGUCGAAGUCUCCUCUCUGCGGGCUGGGUAAAACCGAAUUGAGCAACCAGAUACCACCACGCUUUUGCUAGAGGAAGACUGGAGCGAAUAUGGCAAACUCGAAUGAGACUUUCUACGUUCGCUACUACUCAGGUCAUUCUGGGCGGUUUGGACAUGAGUUCCUAGAAUUUGAUUUUCGAUCUCUCGGAGACGGCCGCAGUGCGUCUGCCCGGUAUGCGAACAACUCCAACUAUCGAAAUGACUCCCUGAUCCGCAAAGAGAUGUGCGUCAGCGCCCUGAUGAUCGCUGAAAUCAAGCGCAUUAUCAAAGAAAGUGAAAUUAUGAAGGAAGAUGAUUCGAAAUGGCCCCAGAAGAACAAGGAUGGACGACAGGAGCUGGAAAUCAGGCUGGGGAAUGAGCAUAUUUCUUUUGAGACCGCGAAAAUAGGAUCCCUCGUCGAUGUCACCGAGUCGGCUGACCCCGAAGGAUUGCGGGUAUUCUACUAUCUUGUCCAGGACCUUAAGGCUCUGGUAUUCUCACUGAUCUCCUUACAUUUCAAGAUCAAACCUAUUUAAAUAUUUCCAAUUGAUGUCGAACUAACAAAGGGAAAAAAAGAAAAUUGAACGGCAUGAUCUUUCUUAUUUAUUCUAUUCGGCUAGGUACUGGCGUGGCGUUGAAAUUGUGAGGGAUUGUCCGCUAUUCUUUUUUUAAUACAUUUUAAGGCUUUCUUUGUAAAUUAACACCUCCAAAGAUGAAGCAAAAACGCGCUCUUCGCUGAUUUGACCAGCAUACCAUCCCUCUGGGCCGAAAGUGUAAUUAUUUUGCUGUAGAAAUAUGAAUGUAGCACGCCUUUGAUAUAACAUAA
Messenger RNA from Blastomyces dermatitidis ER-3, 857 nucleotides. RefSeq names its product protein mago nashi. Gene Ontology annotation, biological process: RNA splicing. The transcript is spliced from 7 exons. Bases 103 to 567 code for a protein of 154 amino acids. The record is from RefSeq and is a predicted model, not a curated record. NCBI's taxonomy places the organism in Eukaryota, Fungi, Ascomycota, Eurotiomycetes, Onygenales, Ajellomycetaceae. Gene Ontology annotation, cellular component: exon-exon junction complex; nucleus.